AACGGUCCUCACUUUUCUGGAUCAGUUUCGCGUUGGACAUCCACCAAAGUCGACCCGAUUUCAUAUAGAUUAGUUAGUGCGUCUCCUCAUCUUUUUCUUCUACACAUUAAAAAAUAUAUAUAUUUAUAUAUACAAAAGACUAGGACAAAACUGUAUCCACUGUUUCAUGUUUGAUAAUGUUAUUGGAUAAGUUUCGUGCGAUCUUCGAUUGCGCCUACGGACAGACUGUGAUACAUUCCAAUUCAUUUCAAGGAAAUAACAAUGCGUCCCCAAAGGAAGGCCUUCAAUGGCGUGGGCGUAACAGCGGGGGCGGCCUCGGCCUCGGCCAGUGCAACGGAGAAUGCAACGGCUCCGGGGACGGCGAAGCCGGGGGCGGCCACCACCAGGAGAACGGUGCGGCCGGACAGGGCCCUGACAAGCUGGAGGGGUCGGAAUCAAUUGAGAAUGACACUCUUCACCUCAAGAGACGGGUGGGACUCGUCAGUGGGGUGGCUCUAAUUGUCGGCACUAUGAUAGGCUCUGGAAUUUUCGUGUCUCCGUCCGGUCUUCUGGAAAGAACCGGAUCAAUCGGAAUGAGUUUUGUGAUAUGGAUGGCGUGCGGUUUGCUAUCGCUUUUAGGCGCAUUGUCUUACGCAGAGUUGGGCACCAUGAACACAUCCUCAGGAGCUGAAUACGCCUACUUUAUGGACGCCUUCGGAGCACCUCCGGCCUUCCUCUUCUCCUGGGCGAGCACGCUCGUCCUGAAACCAUCCCAAAUGGCCAUCAUCUGUCUCAGCUUCGGGAAGUACGCGGUCGAAGCAUUCGUCACCGAAUGCGAACCACCGGAGAUCGUUGUCAAGAUGGUCGCAUUGCUGGCAAUUGUGGUCAUCUUGUACGUGAAUUGCUACAGUGUUAACUUGGCGACGAGCGUGCAGAACGUCUUUACAGCAGCCAAACUCGUAGCCGUCCUGAUCGUCAUCAUCGGAGGAAUCUACAAAAUCUGUGAAGGAAACGUCCAGCAUCUGCGGGAACCCUUCAAGAAUACCCAGUAUUCCGUUGGAAACAUCGCCACAGCCUUUUACACAGGCCUCUGGGCGUACGAUGGCUGGAACAAUCUCAACUAUGUCACCGAAGAGAUUAAAAAUCCUUCCAAGAAUCUUCCUCGGAGUAUCGCAAUUGGAAUCCCAUUGGUGACGAUCUGCUACGCACUGAUCAACGUGUCGUACUUAACGGUGAUGUCGCCCAUGGAGAUGAUGACGUCGGAGGCGGUGGCCGUGACCUUCGGUAACCGACUCCUGGGUGUGAUGGCUUGGCUUAUGCCUCUAUCCGUGACCAUUUCCACUUUUGGUUCAGCGAACGGCACCCUUUUCGCAGCCGGCCGCCUCUGCUUCGCGGCUAGCCGUGAAGGACAUCUCCUGGACAUCCUAUCCUACGUCCACAUCAGAAGAUAUACUCCGGCUCCAGGCCUCAUCUUUCACGUAAGUCUUCAAUAUUGUGUCGUGUCCCAGGGUUAA
Nicrophorus vespilloides is the source of this 1493-nucleotide messenger RNA. Its product is annotated as b(0,+)-type amino acid transporter 1-like. Gene Ontology annotation, biological process: amino acid transmembrane transport. Gene Ontology annotation, molecular function: L-amino acid transmembrane transporter activity. The transcript has 7 exons. Bases 177 to 1493 code for a protein of 438 amino acids. Lineage: Eukaryota; Metazoa; Arthropoda; Insecta; Coleoptera; Silphidae. The record is from RefSeq and is a predicted model, not a curated record. Gene Ontology annotation, cellular component: membrane.